AAAGUUACAUUUUAGCAACAAAAUAAUAAAAACAAAACAAAAAUAAAAUAAAAAUAAAAAUAAAAUAGAAAAUCCCAGACCAGAACCUCCGAAAAAUGUUCAUCAAAAUUAACACACCGGGGAGACAGGAACAGUACACACAUGCAAAACUCAGCAAAACAUUUCGUGUUUAGAUAGUUUUAGUUUUAGCAAAAUCAAAACAAAAACCCAUAAAAUUUUAGGUACAAAUCUUAUCUAAUCAAACAAAAGGAAAAUUCAAAAGAUAAGAAAUAAGUAAUAUUGAGAAAUCUUAACAAAAGAUAAAGAAAGGCAUAUUUUCUUAUCUUUGGCGUGUUAUUGUUCGUUAAAGUCCUGUUUGACAGGAACAACAAAACACACACUCAUUUUGACACCGUUCGUUCAUAAAAAAGAGAACAAAAAUAAAAAUAAAAAAGAAAUCGGUUUAUUAUUCGAAGAAGAAAAAAAAUUAAAAAGGGAAUUAUUAUGAAAGGUGGAGGUGAUGAUGGUGGGAUUAUAGUAGGAGUAGCAGUCAAGAGCAACUGUUGUUGUUGUUGUUGGUUUAUUAUUUUUGAUUUUCGAUUAUUAAUAUUCUUAUCUUACUAUUGUUUUUUAUCUUGCUUCUUUUAUUCUUCUUUCUUGUUCUAUCUUUUCAAUCCUCACAUUGCACACAGCUGUUAUAUUUUCCCCUUUAUUUAUCCAUGUUGUUGUUUUCGUCCCUUGUGCUCUUCCAUUCAUCGUCAUUACGAAAUUGGGAUUUGAUCGCAAGAGAGAGAAAGGCAUAAAGGAUUGGAGGAACAACAUAAGUUCGUUCUCCUGGGGAACCCUAAUUUUUGUUCCUGCUUCUUGUACUUUAGGGGUUCUGCAAUUUCUGGGGUUUUGUGAAGCGGGGAUAGGAAAGUCUCGAUCUUUGAUCGCUUUUCGUCCAUGGAGGGAGAGGCUUGUUCCGAGGGAGAGAAUAAUCGGAAAAGGGGUGGCACAGACGAUGAUAGCAAUGAGAAUAACAACAACAACGACAGCAAUCACGGAAUUAGUAGCAAAAUUGUGAAUUCUAAUGAGGGGCAGAGCAAGCCCAAGCGCCAGAUGAAAACCCCUUUUCAACUUGAAACCCUCGAGAAGGCUUAUGCUGUGGAUAAUUAUCCGUCGGAGACGAUGAGGGGAGAACUUUCUGAGAAAUUGGGUUUGUCGGAUCGGCAGCUUCAGAUGUGGUUCUGCCAUAGGAGGUUGAAGGACAAGAAGGACUUGACGUCCAAGAAAGUGCCACGGAAGGUGGUGGCAGAACCUUUGCCGGAAUCACCUACAGAUGACCCCAUGCUUGGCCCCCCGGAGCUUGGUAAUGAGUAUGGAUCCGGGUCCGGUUCAGGGUCCAGCCCUUAUGCCCGAGUGGAGCCCCUGAACAUUGUUCCCCGGGGUGUGCCUGGUUAUUACGAGUCCCCACGGGCUAUGAUGGAGAGUAGAGCAAUUGCUUGUGUUGAGGCGCAGUUAGGGGAGCCGUUGAGGGAAGAUGGACCAAUUCUAGGAGUAGAGUUUGAUCCAUUGCCACCAGAUGCCUUUGGAGCACCUUUAGGUAUACAAAAAAUCAUAGAAACUUGUGAUUCUAUCUUGACCUGCUGAAUUAACUGAAUGCUUCUGUUUCUUUAUAUUGUACAU
Vigna umbellata (rice bean) is the source of this 1647-nucleotide messenger RNA. The record is from RefSeq and is a predicted model, not a curated record. Lineage: Eukaryota; Viridiplantae; Streptophyta; Magnoliopsida; Fabales; Fabaceae.